AGUCGCCGCGUGUUCUCCCUGUUGUCAACGGUCAACUCAUCAGGCGAUACCUCAGCACGGCGACUGCUUCAAGAGGGAGUCACCAUGAAAAGGACCAAUGAUCAAAUCGAAGAUGCACCCCGUACCCUUGACAUACAUACUUUGACGUCUGCCCCGUCCACAUUCGGGUCUAUGCAGAUGGGUAGUGCGGGGAAUAUCUCUCAAGUUUCGACGGUGGUGCACGAGCAGUACUGCAUGUGCCGGCCGCGCACCAAGCUGGAGCGCAGGCUGGUGUUGGUGGUGGCGGCGCUCGGGCUGCUCGUCGUGGGGCUCCUCAUCGGGCUCGUCCUCGCGCUCGCCAGGCACAGCCCCGACGUCGACUGCAAGGACGUCAUCGCAGCGGCUCACCUCAAACUAUUCCGCGUCUGAAGCUGACAACACUUUCUCUACACGCGAAACAGUAUUCAUUUCGCAAUGUACGACGUAUUUAUGGUUUAACUUUUGUAUGUACUGGAUGAAAUAUUUAUUAAUUUCCUACGACUGUUGACAUCUCGUGUUCCCAAUGAGCUGCUGCCACGCGAACGUCAUGAAAAUCCCUGUCAGUAGUGUACUGUCUAGCCGCGUUGGCGCGGUGCCAUGCGUCUUCUCUCUUAAAGUUCCCUUCUUGCAAUACCCACAUCCCAAGGUCUUACAUCGCACUUCGGCAUUGCGUAAUUACAACAAAAUAGCUUUCGCAAAAACAGACAUAAUGUCUGAUAGGAUAGCCGCAAUCAGUGAUUUUACAAUGUAAUUUUUAAUCCGCCUUGAUUGCAAAAUGUUUAUACGUAUGACAGGUUUCGGUUCCUCUAUAUCCAUCUUCAGAUCUGUAAAGAUAAUGAUUUUAUGUUAGGUUAUGUUAACGACGGAGAGGCUCCUUCCCCGCCGCAGCCGCAGUGGUCCACAACCCCACGACGACUACCGCAGUCCACUUCACCCCUCCGCCGCCCCACACCGAACCCAGGGUUAUUGUGCGGUUUGGCCCCCAGUGGAUCCCCCUCCGGGGAACGUCUCACACCAGACGAGUGUAACCUUUAUGUUUGCGUGAUAGAAUAACGGUGAUGUACGCGUUCGUGGAGACCUUGUUUAGCCGGCCGGUGUGGCCGUGCGGUUCUAGGCGCUUCAGUCUGGAACCGCGUGACCGCUACGGUCGCAGGUUCGAAUCCUGCCUCGGGCAUGGAUGUGUGUGAUUUCUCGGGUUUAAGUAGUUAUAAGUUCUAGGGGACUGAUGGCCACAGAUGUUAAGUCCCAUAGUGCUCAGAGCCAUUUGAACCACUAGAACUUGUUUUCGCAGCAAUCGGCGACAUAGUGUAGCUGAGGCAGAAUAAGGGGAACCGGCCCGCAUUCGCCGAGGCAGAUGGAAAACGGCCUAAAAACGAUUCACAGACUGGCCGGCUCACCGGACCUCGACACAAAUCCGCCGGCCGGAUUCCCGCCGGGGACCGGCGCUCCUUCGUGCCGUAAAGCAGUGCGUCAGACCGCACGGCCAAUCGGGCGAAUGAUACUAAUUUACUAUUUCACGAAUGCGUGCCAUUUUCAUCUUAUCUAAUCAGCACCAAAUGUACCAGAACGUAACUGAUAUUUCGGUUACAGGAGCAACCCGUCCAAAUACAGCAACUUUCACAUGCUGCGUCAAAUAAAAUUGCUUGUCAGAAUGCACAUCUUUUAUAACGUAACAAACGUACCAGACGCCACCUGUCGGUAAAAGUGUUAUAAUUAAUAUAAAUGACGUGCAAUCUACCAACUAAUUUUAUGUGACGCAGGAUGUGAAAGUUGCUGUAUUUGGACGGGUUGCUCCUGUAACCGAAAUAUUAGGUACGGUCUGGUGCAUUUGAUGUUGAUUAGAUAAGAUGAAAAAGGCUCGCUUUCGUGAAAUAGUUAAUUAGUAUCAUUAUCUUUACAGAUCUGAAGAUGGUUCUAGAGGAACCGAAACCGGUAAUAUGACUAAACAUUUUGCAAUCAAGACGGAUUAAAAGUUACGUUGUAAAAUAGCUUUCGUUCGAAAUUUGCAUCCUUAGUGUAUAAACAUUUCUGCAAGCAAAUUGCCUGCCUGUUUAGACACAGGCACUUGUUAUUCGUUUUAAUGUGUAAAGAAAAUAGGAUUCGUAGUGAUCAAUACCAUGGCUGUAGGAAAAGCAUUGGUCCGGUGGAGAACGAUAUUAUAACGUCGUUACAUUCUUCUGUCACCGCAUAGUGUGUUUGGAAGUAUAGCACAAGAAAUCGCGACUGAGCGUGUUAUACCAUUAAAGAUCAUGAAAGAGAAGGAGGGGUGGGAAUUUUUUUCUGGGCCAAGAUUGAUGUAUGUAUCACUCUUACUCGAUACAUUUAAUGUCUGCAAAAUCAUAUGUUAAUUUGAUAGUAAUAGUGAUAAAUACCUAUAAUAGCUCACGAAUUGUGUACUAAAUCUACCCACUGACAAGUAAACGCUGCUGAGAUUUGUGAAUUCUGACUCUUCAAUAUUGCAGAGACGCUUACAAACUAUAUUUCAAGUUAGUCUAUGAGAUACAUGUGGAAUUUCAAGACUUCUUGUGUUAUUUAGGAAUGUCUGAUCAAGUAACAAGUUAAAUCUGACCAACAGUACGGACACAAAAAAGGAACUUCCUUACAUGGUAAUUUAUAACACAAGCUAUUUAUAGCAAUGAAAUACUUGUAACGAAAUUUAAUGUAGCAAUAAAAUCAGCUGUUUGCUGUAAACAUUA
This is a messenger RNA of Schistocerca gregaria, 2714 nucleotides long. RefSeq lists its product as uncharacterized. The transcript has 3 exons. Bases 85 to 408 code for a protein of 107 amino acids. NCBI's taxonomy places the organism in Eukaryota, Metazoa, Arthropoda, Insecta, Orthoptera, Acrididae. The record is from RefSeq and is a predicted model, not a curated record.